Molecule: messenger RNA, 2196 nt
Organism: Bactrocera latifrons
Lineage: Eukaryota; Metazoa; Arthropoda; Insecta; Diptera; Tephritidae
Product: protein toll-like
Exons: 1
Coding region: 1-2196 (731 amino acids)
Biological process (GO): innate immune response; toll-like receptor signaling pathway
Cellular component (GO): membrane
Molecular function (GO): transmembrane signaling receptor activity; protein binding
Source: RefSeq, a predicted model, not a curated record
AUGAGCCAGUCGCAGUUAGUCUUGGUAAUUUUAGUGGCUAUUCCAUAUUUCCACAUACUGCGUGCUAUAACGUUCGGUCAAGAAAUUGUACCAGCAAUAACAGCCGAAGACUGUGCGAAUAUCACAGCCCUUGGUAAAUGUGACUGCGUCCGUGAUGUGAACAAUUCGACCGAAAUAAUAUGUGGCUCAGCCUCAGUAAAUAUUUCUGUGAGCAACGUGAAUGAUGUGGACCUACGCUGUGGCAAUGACUUUCAUGUGAAUAAGCUCUCAAAUUUACCACAUUUGGGCACAGUACGAGAAACUCCCUCCACAACCACGUACAAUUGCAUGCACAUCUCCGCUCUGCUAGCCCAGUUGGCGCUAACGCCGCGAUCAACACUGAAUGUACACGGUUUAAAGAUGAAACAACUAACGCUCGAGAUUUUCCAAAGUGAUUUCAAUCGUUUACGCAAAGUAACCACCUUAGAGUUAAGCGCUGAUACGAACCCGCCAAGCUUCAAUGAGUCAAAGUUGCAGCGACAGGAACUUGCUGGUGAUAUACUUACACCAAUGCCCGAUCUUUUUGCACUCACCAUCGACUUGAACUUCACGCAAUUGCCGACUGAUCUAUUCAAGCCAGUGCCAAAUAUUAAUGACAUCACUUUGAGCGGCGAGCUUUUGACAUUUCCGAGUGAUACAUUUCAGUACUUGCGACGCCUACGUCAGCUCGCCUUCCGUGGGCAUUAUUUCGAGAAUCGUUUGGGUGAAAAUAUAUUUCAGAAUUUAACAAUGGUUAGAGGACUUUACAUGAGAAAUUGCAGCAUAACUGCACUUCCCGAACAUAUAUUUGCGCCACUGAAGAUGUUAAGGAAUCUCAAUUUAAUGAGCAAUCAACUGAAUGAGCUGCCGUCUAAACUUUUAUCACAGCAGAAAGGUCUACAAACAUUAAAUUUGGGGGACAAUGGCAUACAAUACAUACCAUUGGGAUUCUUUGACGCAACUACCAAGCUAGUGAAGUUGUCAUUGAGUCACAAUCGCUUGCGUUAUUUGGCUGCCGAUGUGCUACCGCCCUUGACGUCCCUAAUCGAACUAGAGGUCGACAGCAAUGAGCUACGCACAAUCGCCUCGCAUACUUUCGCCCAACCCAAUCGUUUAAUAAAGCUCGAUCUAACAAAUAAUCAACUCGAUUGGGCAGCUGAUGAAGAUUGUGCGAUAUUCGAAGGUCUGCAACGGCUACAACGUCUGCUGUUGCGCAAUAACUCAUUACAUUAUCUCUGCGAUCGGCUGGGCUCCAGCAAUCACUCGACCAAUGCACUCUCCGACCUCGAUGUGCGUCAAAAUCAGCUAAAACUAAUCGGUCCAAAAUUAAUUGAGACAUUGAAUACGAGUCAGUUCUUCACCGCUGUCCACCUUUCGGAGAAUCCAUGGGAUUGUAACUGUAGCGCUCAGCCGUUACUUAGCUUUGUAAAGAGCAAUCGUAGGCGGCUCGGUGAUGCGGCUGACAUGCGCUGCGAGAAUCCACAGUUGGCGCGUCUACUUGAUCUCUCCUUUCGCGAUUUUUGCCUGCCAGAGGUGGGUGUGCGUACUGUUUUGGUGGUAAUUUUGGUUUGUGUAAUCGCCUUGGGCCUGACACUCACCACCACCGCACUGUGCUACUACAAAUACCGUAUCGAAUUAAAAAUCUGGCUCUAUGCGCAUCGCUUGUGCUUGUGCUGUGUGAGUGAGCGUGAUGUGGAUCGUGAUCGCAAAUGGGAUGCCUUCAUCUCUUAUUCACAUCACGAUGAGGAAUUUGUGGAGAAGGAACUAGUGCCUGGAUUGGAGCAGGGUACACCGCCUUUUAAGGUCUGUAUACAUGUACGUGAUUGGUUGGCAGGCGCUUAUAUACCGGAACAGAUUAUUGACUCGGUCGAGCAGUCGCGUCGUACAAUUAUUGUGUUAUCACAGCAUUUUAUCGAAUCCGAUUGGGCUCAGAUGGAGUUUCGCACAGCACAUCAGUGCGCUGUGAAUGAGGGUCGCUCGCGUAUUAUUCUUGUGGUUCAUGGUGAAAUUAAAGAAACAGACUUGUUAGAUCAAGAUCUGCGAGCCUAUCUGAAGAUGAACACCUAUCUAAAGUGGGGAGAUCCGUGGUUUUGGCGUAAGCUUCGGUAUGCAAUGCCGCAUGAACGGCGCGGCGAGCUGCAGGUCAACAGCAAUGGGGAGGAAUUGGAGAAAAUUUAG